ACUACUGUUGAAAAAUCAGCUGAUCCAGAUGUGCAAGUAGAUGAGUGCAUUGACUUGGAAGUUAUGACAGUAGCAAUGGAGCCUGAUCCAAAUGCAGCUAAGUGGGUAAUACCACUGAUGUUAUCAGUAUUGGAUAGGGCAAUCUUGGUUAGUCCAACAGGGAAGUUGAAUGACAACCUUAUCCAUGGCGCAUUGCGGCUAAUUAUGAAUCAGUAUCCCAGCGUACUUUGUCAGUCGCCUAUGAGACAGAAGCUGAAAGGCAGAGGAUAUGAAUGUUAUCUAGACAAGGGAGAUAAAAUAAAUCGUUUUGUUCAGAUAAUACAUGACAAACAAAGGGACCACUGGUUCUGUGCCUAUCUGAAAGGUUCCAAAGUCAUGGUAGUGGACAGCAUUAGAACGACACAUUUAAGCGAUACUUCAUCUUUGUUUCUUCAGCAACUAGCUCGAAUGGACAAAAGCAUGUUAAAUCAGAACAUAGUGUUCCAGAGAUGCCAGCAGCAAACUGAUGUCUACAGUUGUGGGCUUUACGCUAUUGCAUAUGCCUUUGCAGCUGCCAGAAGCGAUGACAUCCCUCAAAUGAGGUUUACUCAGAGUCAAAUGAGAAGACAUCUCAAAGGUUGUCUUGAAAACUUGAAACUGGCACCUUUUCUGUAGCACUUUUUGUUCAGUCAUUAAAAUGUAACAAACUAUCAUAUAGUGGUAAUCUUAUUAUAUCAUUACUUGCCAUGUUUGAAUCAGAUUUUGCAUUACACCAGGAAAAGAUAGCCUAAAAAAGUUUGGACUACAGUACAUUUGGAUGAUUGUAAUAUGUCGGGCGUAUGACACAGGUCCUGUUGUUAUGGUUGUUUAUGGCAAUGUAAAUGAUUCUGCACAGCCCCUAAACACAAUACUCAGUAUUACAAUUACUAAUUUUAUAACUUGUAAGAAAAACUUUUUCUAUUUCUGGAAUGUAGUUACGGCAGUUUUGUUUAAAAGCAGUAAACAAUAACUAUAAUAAAUGUAAACUUCAGCAAUCAUGUUGUAAUAAAGUUGUAAUUUUCAUUUAUUAGGCCCAUCAUCCCUCCAUUAAAAUAAAUUGUUCAUGUAAAAUUGUUUUAAUUUCCUUAUUGAACAAUACAUUAAACCCCAGCUUCUCA
This is a messenger RNA of Anneissia japonica, 1136 nucleotides long. RefSeq lists its product as uncharacterized. Lineage: Eukaryota; Metazoa; Echinodermata; Crinoidea; Comatulida; Comatulidae. The transcript has 4 exons. Bases 64 to 654 code for a protein of 196 amino acids. The record is from RefSeq and is a predicted model, not a curated record.